AUGUCCUCCCAGGAGGUACCUUCACCCAAGCGGCGCAAGGUACGCAAGGGGACGUUCAGUUGUUGGGAGUGCAAGAAUCGCAAGACCCGCUGCGAAUUCAGACCGCCAUCCUCCGUGUGCACGUCUUGUCAGCGGCGGGGACUGACCUGCACAAGCCAGGAUGUCGACCUUGACUCUAGGCAUGAGAGAAUCGCGGAAAGUAUCGCCCACGUCGAAUCACUGGUGAGCCAGCUGGUACAGCAGAGGAAUGGACUCCGGGCGACCAAUCUUGACAACAGGAUUUCGGCUACAGUCCCGAACACGUCGUCCGUACGCUCCGUGAGCAUGGUUUUGCACUCGCUCCUCCCACCCCCGACCAUCACCGCACAAAUCCUGGAGCGCGGCAAUUACUGGCGCCUCCCCAUCCCUCGGUUUUGGACUGGUGCGGAGCAGCUGGCACAGGCGUCGAAGCGGCCCUCGCCGUCGGCCCAUCCUAUCCACUUCGCUCGCAAGUUGGUACAGCUCGCGCUGUGUAUGCAGCAUCUCAAUUAUGAGCCAGCAUACGAUGCCGUGCCCUACUUCGAAGCUGCCUCACGCCAUGUCACGUCCAGGGACGGGCUGAUAAGUUCUCCGAUCGGCCUGGAAACGUUGAUGCUGGAGGCGAUGUAUCACAUCAAUCGGGGCGAAUUACGCCUUGCGUGGCUCACGUUUCGCCGGGCCCUGGCAAUCGCCCAGAUGAUCGGGCUUGACCGUAUGGCGCAUAACCCUCCAGCAGAAGCCCUUUGGUUUGCCUUGAUGUGCGGUGAUCGCUAUCUUUCGCUCACCUUGGGUCUCCCGUUGGAAGUGGCAGAUAACAGCUUUGCAGUCCAUGGAGACGACGCAAAGUCAGCACUGGAACGCUUCCACGCUGUGGUCACAGGUCGGCUGAUAGCACGAAACGCACGUAUGCAGAACUGUCAAGAGUCUGAAGACGAAGAGACGUUGGACAUCGACUACUCUUUGAAACAGGCGGUAAAAUACGUACCAGGAACCUGGUGGUUCUUCGAACCACUUCACAAUCUCCCUGAGGAGGAAGUAAUGAAAGAAACAAUGAAGACAGUCACGCAAAUGCACCAUCACUACCUUAUAGUCCUCCUACAUCAGCCUUACCUAAUUCACGGCCUUCAAUACUCCACAUGCAGUGAGAACGUCUCAUACAGCAAAUCGGCUUUGCCCUCAGCAUGUCGCCAGGUGCUCCUCCGCUUUCUUGUGCUCCGCAAAUAUCAUCGGGGAGUCUCGUACCGGGGACUCGACCACAAAGCCCGCCUAGUCGCGACAUCUCUUCUCCUUGCGCAUACAGAGGGACGCCGUCACGGCCGGAAAAAUGCCCUCGAACACCAGCGGCCACAGGAUCUGGAAAUCAUCAACAACGUGGUUGGCCUUAUCGAAGGGAUAACUGUAGGCGACUCAGGGGUGCAGACCCUCAGGAAGCUCAUAGCGCUCGAGGAAGACGCUGCGAACGGUACGAGCUAUCAGUGGGCGAAUGAAGGCGGUAUGGGUCUAGAACUGAAGAUACCAUAUUUUGGAACAAUAUAUGGCAAACCGGUAGGCUUGCUAGGUGUGCCACCCCAUCAGAUCGGCCCGCCACCGCUGAGCACAGGCGCAAUUGGUAACAUAACAAUGUCAACUGUGUGA
Molecule: messenger RNA, 1653 nt
Organism: Diaporthe amygdali
Lineage: Eukaryota; Fungi; Ascomycota; Sordariomycetes; Diaporthales; Diaporthaceae
Exons: 1
Coding region: 1-1653 (550 amino acids)
Biological process (GO): regulation of DNA-templated transcription; DNA-templated transcription
Molecular function (GO): zinc ion binding; DNA binding; DNA-binding transcription factor activity, RNA polymerase II-specific
Source: RefSeq, a predicted model, not a curated record